CUAAAAUAAACGUCACGUGUAGUGAUUUGCACCGGGUGCUGCUAUUUUUCUCUCAAAUAUUUCAAAAAUGGAAAGUGAUACAAGUGAAAAUUACGAAGAUUUCUACACAGAAGAAGAUGCACAAAAGCACGAAAAAUUAGUAGACAAAGUUCUUCGUUUGAAUAAGACUCAACACAUUAGAAAACCAUCUCGUACAGAGCCCACGUUGCAAAUAUCUGAAUUCAACUUAGUUAAGUCCAGUGGCGGUGAUAAAGGUUCUGUUGAGAUAAACGACCUGACCAAGUCUUUGCGAAACCGGAAAAGUCGACUCCGAAUAAGCGAAAAUGUUAAAAGAGCCCAUAAGGCUUCACACACCCUUCCCAAGCCCUUGGAAAAACCCCAGGCAAACAAAAUUCGCAGAACGGUGGCUUAUGAGAAAACACGGUUAGAGUUGGAUAGAUGGGAAGCGACUGUGACUGCAAACCGAGUUUCUACUAAUUUAUCGUUCCCUUUGAACGAUGACGUCAAGAUGGACCAGAAAGAGUCUGAAAAUUUUGCAAGUAUGUGGCGGGUGAAGUCGAAACUGGCAGAGGAAUUGGAAAAACAUGAGCCUACAGUUGAGGAGUAUCAUAUUAGUUUAGAACAAGAGGAGUUUCCUUUAACAAUGAAAGAAAUGUUGGCUAGGCGAAAGGAAGCGGCGAAGUUGAGGGCGUAUCAGGGGUAUAAGGAGGCUAAGGCUCGGAGACAGAAUAAAAUUAAGAGUAAGAAGUAUCACAGGAUACAGAAGCGGGAGAAAAUCAAAAAGAAAUUAAAGGAGUUUGAGCAGCUGCAGAAAACUAAUCCAGAAGAGGCACUCAAAAAAUUAGAAGAAAUUGAGAAAUCGAGAAUCGAGGAGAGGUUUAGUUUAAGACAUAAAAGUACGGGGAAGUGGGCAAGAAAUCAACAGAUUAGAGCUAAAUAUGACAAAGAGAGUCGACAAAAUCUGGCCCAACAGUUGACACUAAGCCGAGACCUGACCCAGAAGUCAAAAACCAAUGGAAGUUCGUCAGAAGAAGAAGAUGAAGACGUUGAAAAAGCCCCAAUGGGGAUUGAUGAAACUAAUCCAUGGGUAAAUGGUGUCAAACCUGGAAAAGAAGUUGCCGAUUUUAUUAGCGGAUAUCGAAAAUACUGGCUGGAACAAAAUAAGACAGCGCAAAAAUCGGAUGCAGAAAAAACUGAAGAUGUGUUAGAAAAUUCCGAAAAUGUAGACUCAAAUUUAAUUAAACUUGACCAACCAGAAUCCAACAAAAAUGUUUUAUUGAAGAAGAAAAAGCAAAAAGUUGUAACUUCGGAUUUAAGCUUUGACGUUGAAGAAACUGUUGAAAAACUAGAAAAGGACAAAAAAGUUCCACAAAAAAAGAAAAAACAAAAAAGGAAUGAACAGAUGAACAACUCAAAAUCAACAUCAGAAUGGGAAGUGAGCCUUGUAGAAAAUGGUGAAGCAGUUGAAGAUAUGUUCAAGAGAGCAGAAAAUAAAUUAAAGAAGAAAAUGUUAAGGAACGUAAAACAGUUAAAAAAGAAGUUGGUUCCAAAAACAUUGGCGAAACUACAACGUGAGGUCGCAAAAGAUAAAGUAAAGGUGGAUUUGUCUUUACCCAUACAGAAAAAAACUCCCCAAAUUGAUGAAGCACUAAUUGAAAAUAUAGAUGCAGAAAUCAGAAGCAAUGAAGAGUUAUCAAAUUUGAAAACUAUUUUGUCCUCACAAACCAAACAGAAACCCUGUGAUAUUGAUCCUGAAAAAUAUUUGAAAAUUAACCCAACUAAUUUAGCAACCGCCAUACCUAAUAUAGUGACAAAUGAAGAAGUAGAUGACCAACGAGCGGUAAUUUCUGAAGCUUUUGAAGACGACGAUAUUGUUGACGAAUUCAAUAAAGAUAAAAGUAAUGAGGCUGAUAAAGAUAAACCUAAAAAUAUUAAUCUUACACUGCCUGGAUGGGGUUCAUGGGGAGGAACCGGCGUUAAAGUAAAUAAACGAAAGAAGCGACGUUUCACGUUAAAGGCGCCUAAGAAAAUCCCGAGAAAAGACGAUAAUAAAGGAUUUUUGAUCAUAAAUGAAAGUGCACAAAACAAAGUUAAAGAACACAUGGUUUCAGAGGUUCCUUUUCCUUUCAAAACUGUCAAGGAUUUUGAGGCUAGCGUAAGGGCACCAAUAAGCAAUACUUUCAUGCCAGAAACAGCGUACAAAAAACUAAUAAAACCGGCCGUUACUACAAAAAUGGGAACGAUAAUUGAACCAAUGAGCAAAGAUUUGCUUUUAAAUAAAAACAGUUGAUUUUAAA
This is a messenger RNA of Zophobas morio, 2297 nucleotides long. RefSeq names its product U3 small nucleolar RNA-associated protein 14 homolog A-like. Lineage: Eukaryota; Metazoa; Arthropoda; Insecta; Coleoptera; Tenebrionidae. Gene Ontology annotation, cellular component: small-subunit processome; nucleolus. Bases 68 to 2290 code for a protein of 740 amino acids. The transcript has 2 exons. Gene Ontology annotation, biological process: rRNA processing. The record is from RefSeq and is a predicted model, not a curated record.